Molecule: messenger RNA, 879 nt
Organism: Botrytis fragariae
Lineage: Eukaryota; Fungi; Ascomycota; Leotiomycetes; Helotiales; Sclerotiniaceae
Product: putative cell division control protein 14 protein
Exons: 2
Coding region: 1-879 (292 amino acids)
Source: RefSeq, a predicted model, not a curated record
AUGGAAGCAUUACUUUCUCUCUCUUUCGAUAAUCUUUCUUCAUAUGAUGCUUCCAAAAUUCGCAAAGGUCUCCGACAGGUCGAAGGACUAUUAGCACAAAUUUGUCUAUCCAAUUCUCCCAGAUCCAAUGUCGAUAAACGCCGUUCAGUGAUUGAUCCGGGAAAAGAACCUCCUCCACGAAAAGCUCUGAGUGAACUCCCUAAUGAUGCCGCGUUUCGAGAGUUCUUUCGAUUACAGGAGGGUUUCGAAUGGAAUGUUGCUAUGCGAUUGGUUACUUGCUUGGAUAGAUUGAUGGGAAAGACUAAUGAUGGACAAAGUGAUUUGUUAAUAAUUCAAACCUUGGAAUUGAUCCAGGGGGUUCUCUUGUUACAUCCUCCUUCCCGGAGUUUAUUCUCUAGAGAAUUAUACAUGAAUCAUCUUCUCGAUCUCCUCGAGCCAGUCAAUUGUCCCGCAAUCCAAUCUGCAACCCUUCUCACCCUCGUCUGUUCACUCAUUGACACCCCCAAAAACACUCGCACAUUCGAAACUCUCGAUGGUCUCUUAACCAUAACCUCCAUUUUCAAAUCCCGCGAAACAAGUCGCGAUGUAAAGCUCAAACUCGUCGAAUUUCUCUACUUCUACCUCAUGCCCGAAACCCCAUCACUACAGUCAUCAGGCUCAUCAAACUCCAUGGCAUUAAUGCAACGCAGCCCAAGCAAACUUCCCGUUGCAAUCAAUAGCCGAGAAGAGCCAGGCAGAAGAAGAGCACACAGCGAAAGCGAACAUACCAAAACACUAGAGGAAAAACAAGAACUGCUAGGGAGAUAUCUCCAUAAUGUCGAUGAUUUGGUAGCAGAUCUCCGAGAAAGUCAUCCUUUUGGAGGAAGUAUCGGGAGUUAA